AUGGACGAAGAAGAGGACAUGGACAUAGCUGCGGCUAUGGGCUUCUCCUCGUUUGGGGGAACCAAGAAGCGAAAAUUCGACCCUGAAAACUCACCAAAGGCCAAAGCCGAUGCAAGCGGUGCAAACUCCACCAAACUCGGGGUUAGAACGAAGAAAGUUGCUAGCGGAGAAGCGAAUGAACCUGAAGCUUCCGAUUCAAAGAAAACCCCGGCAACCGAUUCGGGUCUUGCCAGCUUCCUCGCACGUGGCCAAACCUUUCCGGAAACUCCCCUUGGCACUGCUGAAGGCCCUGCUCCGAACGAUCAGUCUGCAAUGGAAACCAUGUCAUUUGGCGGACCUCCUAUUUCUAGAGCAGAAAUGAAUGCGCUUCGUAAUGGAGUUCAGACCGAGAACGGGGACACAGCCUAUUUUCUACCAAGCUUUGUUGAGGACCCUUGGGCCAAGCUCGGAAAAGGCAACAGUGGAUGAUAAUGCGGAACAACUCCACGAAUCAGGUUACUGAAAAGAUUGCAUCAGAGCUUUGUGGCAUCUCAUUGAAGAGAUUGAAGUUGCCAUAGUGCUCUACCGAGUAUUGUUGUAGAGCCACCAGGGUCUAAAAGCAACUAAAAGGUGGUGCUUCAUGGGUGCCUGUGCACAUUGACGUAUUCAGAUCACUGCGCUUGUAUCAAGUCUAGUGUAUAUUGCACAUCCAUUAGGGCCGUGCGAGUUAUGGCCGUGUUUUCUUAGGCUGGAAAAAAGCUGAAAUCAUUUGUAACGUACCAAACAGUUGAAAGACAUUGUCAAGAACUGAUUGGCACUAGCUUAUCGGAAAUUUGACUAGAUUAGUAGUUGUGUAAUUCAAAAGCUGACGAAUA
Bipolaris maydis ATCC 48331 is the source of this 854-nucleotide messenger RNA. RefSeq lists its product as uncharacterized. The record is from RefSeq and is a predicted model, not a curated record. NCBI's taxonomy places the organism in Eukaryota, Fungi, Ascomycota, Dothideomycetes, Pleosporales, Pleosporaceae.